GCAACCAGUCCUGCAGCUCUCAGCUUGCCUGUCCCCGGUGCACCUUGGCUGAUCCCAACAGGCAGAGCUUCUUCCAGUCUUGGAAGGCACAAAUUGAGCAUCAGGAACGUGGACCCAUCAGGGCUGAACAGCUACUCAGGAUCUAAAGUGGAAAGCUGACGGUGACUUGGGAAGGGAGGUCGCCAAUCCGCGAUCUGGAGCCCCGCAAGUGCCACCGCUUCUCGCUUUCCAGCUGCAGCGCUCACCAUGGAGUCCCCCAUUCAGAUCUUCCGAGGAGAGCCAGGCCCUACCUGCUCUCCCAGUGCUUGCCUACUCCCCAACAGCAGCUCUUGGUUCCCCAACUGGGCAGAAUCCGACAGUAAUGGCAGUGUGGGCUCAGAGGACCAGCAGCUGGAGUCCGCGCACAUCUCUCCGGCCAUCCCUGUUAUCAUCACCGCUGUCUACUCUGUGGUAUUUGUGGUGGGCUUAGUGGGCAAUUCUCUGGUCAUGUUUGUCAUCAUCCGAUACACGAAGAUGAAGACCGCAACCAACAUCUACAUAUUUAACCUGGCUUUGGCAGAUGCUUUGGUUACUACCACUAUGCCCUUUCAGAGUGCUGUCUACUUGAUGAAUUCUUGGCCUUUUGGAGACGUGCUAUGCAAGAUUGUCAUUUCCAUUGACUACUACAACAUGUUUACCAGCAUAUUCACCUUGACCAUGAUGAGUGUGGACCGCUACAUUGCUGUGUGCCACCCUGUGAAAGCUUUGGACUUCCGAACACCUUUGAAAGCAAAGAUCAUCAACAUCUGCAUUUGGCUCCUGGCAUCAUCUGUUGGUAUAUCAGCGAUAGUCCUUGGAGGCACCAAAGUCAGGGAAGAUGUGGAUGUCAUUGAAUGCUCCUUGCAGUUUCCCGAUGAUGAAUAUUCCUGGUGGGACCUCUUCAUGAAGAUCUGUGUCUUCGUCUUUGCCUUUGUGAUCCCCGUCCUCAUCAUCAUUGUCUGCUACACCCUGAUGAUCCUGCGCCUGAAGAGUGUCCGGCUCCUCUCUGGCUCCCGAGAGAAGGACCGAAAUCUCCGCCGCAUCACCAAGCUGGUGCUGGUAGUAGUUGCAGUCUUCAUCAUCUGUUGGACCCCCAUUCACAUCUUUAUCUUGGUGGAGGCUCUGGGAAGCACCUCCCACAGCACAGCUGCCCUAUCCAGCUAUUAUUUCUGUAUUGCCUUGGGUUAUACCAACAGCAGCUUGAAUCCUGUUCUCUAUGCCUUUCUUGAUGAAAACUUUAAGCGGUGUUUUAGGGACUUCUGCUUCCCUAUUAAGAUGCGAAUGGAGCGCCAGAGCACCAACAGAGUUAGAAACACAGUUCAGGAUCCUGCUUCCAUGAGAGAUGUGGGAGGGAUGAAUAAGCCAGUAUGACUAGUCGUGGAAAUGUCUUCUUAUUGUUCUCCAGGUAGAGAAGAGUUCAAUGAUCUUGGUUUAACCCAGAUUACAACUGCAGUCUGAAGUGGAAAGGUGAGGUAUUCAGUCACUUCGACAUGUCAUACUCUGAAAUAUUAAGGUGCAGGGCACAUUAGUGAUCUAGUUGAGUAGGGUCAGCAAGUCUGAAGAACAGAGCAUAGCAGAUCCUGGCAACAAUACACCUCUUUCCUAGGACAGAGAAGAAGCCAAUCCAAUUUUAAUCCCUUGAGAAACAAAGACAACACUCUUUCUUUUGGUUUCUUUGAUUUGGUGGAUGUCCAUCUGUGUGGCCUUUCUAUGCAACAUAAUUCCAAAGCUCUAGAGAAGAAAAUAAAAGAAAAAAAUCCAUUGGAUACAAAACUUACUGGACACCCAACCUGCCUGUUGACACUGGCAAAACCAACUUCAGUUACAUUGAGGCCAUAUCAAGGGUCAUAUCCAGCUCACUGUCUUCUGGUGAUCAUGUAUCAUGUGUGAUGAUAAUAGAAUAUCUUAGGAAGAACUUGGAUUCAGACCCUGACACUGGUGGAGAGCACCAUAUUGACAUUUGUGAACCUAUUUAGAGUUGCUGGUGUUGUCUUCUCACAGUGUCUAAUGCCUUGAAAACUACAGUUGCUCCUUAAGAUCUCUGGUUUGUAGCAUGCUAUUCAGGUAGAUAGUCUUCUGAAGAAACACGAACUGAUAUAAAAAGUGUGAGGCUUAAAUACCAGCAAAGGAUGUGUAAUUUCAUCUGUAAAUAGUAGUCUGUAUGUAAAUAAGUACCAGGUUUUCUUGUCCAGCCUGAACAUUUCUCAAGGAUGCACAAGACAUAGCCCCUGAGGCAUGGAGAAUUGAGGAUUAGAUAUUUUGUUGCAAUAUAAUUUACUCUCUGGAAUUUGGACUUGGUAUGAUUUCCACUGGAUUCCUCAAAUACCAUUUACUCUAACUUGGUGUUAACUUAUCCCUAAACUUUGAAUUCACUCUAAAAUGUUAGCUUUGAUCAAAUGUACUUUGUGGUAGCAUCUGUUUGUAAACACACACCAAUUGCCAGAUUCUCUACUCUCGUAGCAGAAGUUGAUUUGAUCAUGCACAUCUUUUAAUAUUAUGUUCUGGCUUUCCACAGAAAGUAGAGUUCUUUCAAAAUGUGUGCUGAAAAAGCAAAUGGGGCUUGAGAUGGCUGAGCACAAUUUGCAUGGUAUUGAUUAAGGGGGUACCUGUGGAGGGUACUAUCUGAGAAGCCCAUUUAGGAUAAUUUUGCUAAGUCUUCCAAAUGACACAUAAAUUCCCCAUUCUUUCCUUUAAAACUUAUAGUUCAGAGAUAAGAAAGUUUUUUUUUCAAUUUUCCUUGAAAGAAAAAGAAAAGGAUAAUUUAAAAAUAACACCCCUUUCUAAGCUUGUACAUGGUUAGAGCAGCACCCUUUAGAGUCUAAAAGAGCAUCAGAUGUGUGAACCUAAAUACUGUAGGCAUAGUUCCAUCUGUAAGUUCUCAUCACCAGCUGUCUCACGGGUGUUGCUCCUUCACUUUCUGGAGACAGAGGGCCUGCAUAAAGAUAUGACACACUCUACAAAGUCACUGUCCUUAUGUUUAACUCCAUAUGACAGCUUUAUGCUUCUGAAUUUGAUGGUGAAUAAUGACAUUGUAGAGAUACUUCUUAAUGAAAAUUAAGUGCUCUUUUGAGUAUAUCUUAAAUUUCACUGAGUACCUUGAUGCUGUGGAAUUCUUUUGUAAUGACAUGGCUAGAAUUUAUUAAGAGAAAGGUAUUAAUAUAGAUUUAAAAGUGAAGUCUAACACAGGAACAGAGAACUGUAAAAGAGGGACAGUCACAUGCCCUAGAGUAGACACAAUUUUCUUUUAAAACUUAUUAUUGUUAUUAACUAUUUUUCACGUGAAGGCAUACAUUAUGACAUGCAUAUCGAUGUCAAAGGACAGCUUUCACAGUUACUUCUCUUCUUCUUUACAUGGGUUCUGGGGAUGGUACUCACAUUGCCAGUCUUGCACUCUCAAGUGGCAUGUGCCUUUACUCACUGAGCUAUCUUACCAGCUCAGAAUGCAGCUCUCUUAUAAGAGAAAGUCACCACCCUUGCAUUCUUAAAACUAGAUACAUAGAUAAGAAUGACUUAAACAUUGAGAAACAUUAACCCAAUAGUUUAAAACUUUAGCUAUUAUGCUGAAGAGAUAUUUAUGUGGACCAAACAGUUCCAGAAUCAAUCCUACUGAAAAUCUUCUAUAAGACAGUAAGAUGCAGGAGAUGUUCAUAAAUCUCCCUCCCCCCAAAAAAACCCACAUACACAAGGUAGUUAUCACAUUACCUCAGGAUGGAGUUAUAAUAGUGACUUCUUUAGCAUUCCAUAUGCUCUCCUAAUCUCUCUAUUUCCUGCAAUUCUUGAUAACUAAGUUGGAAUCCCAUGGAGAGAAAGUGAGUAUCGGAAUAGCAGGGAGGGAGAGUGACAUGGAGGGGAGAGUGACAUGGAGGGAGAGUGACAUGGAGGGGAGAGUGAC
Messenger RNA from Mus caroli (Ryukyu mouse), 3910 nucleotides. RefSeq names its product opioid receptor kappa 1 (gene Oprk1). The record is from RefSeq and is a predicted model, not a curated record. Gene Ontology annotation, cellular component: plasma membrane; neuron projection. Gene Ontology annotation, molecular function: neuropeptide binding; dynorphin receptor activity. Gene Ontology annotation, biological process: G protein-coupled opioid receptor signaling pathway; sensory perception of pain; neuropeptide signaling pathway. Lineage: Eukaryota; Metazoa; Chordata; Mammalia; Rodentia; Muridae.